UGUUUUAUAUGUGUUUAUAAUUUUAAAUAUUGUUUUUGGAAAUUCUUAAAUCUUUAAGUUACCAGAUUUAAAGUAGUCAAAAUCAUGGCGGCGCUUGGUAGUUUUAACAGGCUGUUUAAUUUCGCUACAAAUACUUGUGUCAAACGGAUUCUUCCAACUUCGACAAACAAACAAUAUUAUCUAGGAUUAAAACUACAACAGAUAGAAGUAGCUGGUUAUGCCACUCGUAAACAACCAAUUAGAUAUAAAUUACCUUGGUUUAAACCAGAGCCAUCAUAUCAAGAAGAAAUACCCGAAGAAUAUGAAGAAAAAAAAGAAAAGGCAGCCGCUGACAUAAUCAACAAAAUUAACAAACAGAUAGCUACCAAUCAAGUUGGUCGCUUAUUUGCAGUCAUAUACUUGUGUGGAACACAAUUUAAAAUCACAGAAAAUGAUGUUAUAGCUAUUGAGGGCCAUUGGCCACCUCAACCAGGAGAUCAACUAAAUUUGGAAAAAGUAUUAUUGGUUGGUAGUAAAGAUUUUACACUCAUUGGAAGACCUAUACUGAAUAGGGAAUUGGUGUCGGUUAAUGCAACUGUAAUUCAGAAAACUUUAUCCCACACAAUUACUCGUUUUCGAAUGAGACCGAGGAAACAGUUUAAGAGAAUAAAUUUUACCAGAAUACCCAGAACAAUGUUAAGAAUAAAUUCUAUAAUUAUAAACGGGGAAGUCGACAAAAAGAAAGAAGUUGAAGGUCUGGAUAGAAUAUAUUAAACGAUAAAUAGUAUAAUGUAUACAAGUCAAAUGCAUUUUUUAAU
Frieseomelitta varia is the source of this 797-nucleotide messenger RNA. RefSeq names its product 39S ribosomal protein L21, mitochondrial (gene mRpL21). Gene Ontology annotation, cellular component: mitochondrial large ribosomal subunit; ribosome. Gene Ontology annotation, biological process: translation. The transcript is spliced from 4 exons. The record is from RefSeq and is a predicted model, not a curated record. The coding region runs from base 85 to 753 and encodes 222 amino acids. Gene Ontology annotation, molecular function: RNA binding; structural constituent of ribosome. Lineage: Eukaryota; Metazoa; Arthropoda; Insecta; Hymenoptera; Apidae.